Dipodomys spectabilis (banner-tailed kangaroo rat) is the source of this 2455-nucleotide messenger RNA. It is a transcript of the gene Vwa5a, whose product is annotated as von Willebrand factor A domain containing 5A. The transcript is spliced from 18 exons. Bases 40 to 2418 code for a protein of 792 amino acids. The record is from RefSeq and is a predicted model, not a curated record. Lineage: Eukaryota; Metazoa; Chordata; Mammalia; Rodentia; Heteromyidae.
GUUCACAAUGAGUCUUUCCCACAGACACUUCAUUCCACCAUGGUGCGUGCCAGUGGCCUACUCGCUGGCCAGAACAAGCCAGUGGCACUGAAGAGCAUCUCUGUGGACUUAUCCAUCCAUGAGUUCGUGGCCGGCGUGUCUGCAACCCUGAACUAUGAAAACGAGGAGAAAGUCCCUCUGGAGGCCUUCUUUGUCUUCCCCAUGGAUGAAGACUCUGCUGUCUACAGCUUCGAGGCGCUCGUGGAUGAGAAGAAGAUUGUGGCAGAAUUACAGGACAAGAUGAAGGCCCAGAAAAAGUACGAGGAGGCCCUGGCCCAGGGCUUCCAGGCGUACUUGCUGGAGGAGGACGCCUGCUCCCGGGACGUGUUCCGCUGCAACGUGGGGAACCUGCAGCCGGGCUCCAGGGUGGCCCUCACCCUGCGGUACGUCCAGGAGCUGCCCCUGGAGGCAGACGGGGCCCUGCGCUACGUGCUCCCCACCAUCCUCAACCCCAGAUACCACCUGUCAGCUCUGCCUGCGGACAGCAGCCUGGACCUGAAGACCCCGCUCACGCCCCUGGAGCAGCUGCCCUACACGCUGAGCAUGUGUGCCACGCUCAGCUCCCAGCUCGGCAUCCAGCGGGUCCAGUCCAACUGCGCCCUGAGCCCCGUCCUGUUCCUCGGCCAGGACAAGACCCGCGCUCAGGUCUCCUUGGCAGAAGGGCACAGGUUCGAUCGUGAUGUGGAGCUCCUGAUCUAUUACACGGAGGUGCACAGCCCCCGCGUGGCUGUGGAGCUGGGCGGGCCGGCGGCCAAGCCAGACACCCUCAUGGGGGACCCGUGCGCCAUGGUGAGCUUCUACCCCGAAAUCCCAGAAGUGGAGACCUCGAGGAGCUGUGGAGAGUUCGUCUUCCUCAUGGAUCGCUCGGGCAGCAUGCAGUGCCCCAUGGGAAAAGAGAAUCGCUCCCAAAUGCGCAUAGACGCCGCCAAGGAGACGCUGAUCCUGCUGCUCAAGAGCCUGCCGAUGGGCUGCUAUUUCAACAUCUAUGGAUUUGGCUCUUCCUAUGAGGUGUUCUUCCCGGAGAGUGUGAGGUACACUCAGAAGACAAUGGAGGCAGCGGUGGAGAGAGUCAAGCUCAUGUCGGCGGACCUCGGGGGCACUGAGAUCCUGACACCCCUGCAGAACGUGUUCCGAGGGCGACCCAUCCCAGGCCACCCGCUCCAGGUUUUUGUCUUUACUGAUGGAGAAGUUGCUGAGACUUUUAGUGUAAUUAAAGAAGUUAAGUUCAACAGCAAGAAGCACAGGUGUUUCUCAUUUGGUAUUGGAGAAGGCGCCUCCACCAGCUUAAUAAAAAACAUUGCCCGGGUGUCAGGGGGCACUGCCGAGUUCAUCACGGGCAAGGACAGAAUGCAGUCAAAGGCCCUCAGGUCUCUGCAGCGGUCUCUGCAGUCUGUGGUAGAAGACAUCUCUCUGAGCUGGGAUUUGCCUUCUGAUCUGUCCACCAGCAUGAUUUCCCCCGAGCAGACCACCAUCUUUAGGGGUCAGAGGUUAAUCAUUUAUGCCCAGCUGAGUGGGGUGAUGCCGCCGUCGGAGGCUACAGGAGAGGUAUGCCUGAAGUACACCCUGCAGGGCAAGAGUUUCGAGAGUAAGGUGACAUUUUUGCUACAACCCAAGCUUGAUGCCAACCUCACCAUUCAUCGCCUUGCUGCAAAGUCCUUAAUCCAAACCAAAGACCUGGGCUUCCGUGAGACCAUAGGCAGAAAUAAGAUUGAGGUGCUGAACCUGAGCCUGGAGUCCGGGGUCAUGAGUUCCUUCACAGCGUUUGUCGCCAUCAACAAGGAGCUCAACGAGCCGGUCCAGGGGCCCAUGGCGCACAGGGAGGUUCCGCGGCCCGUGCUGUUUUCCACGUCCACCGCCGCCAGGGCCCAGUGCUACAGCAGAGCCUUGGCAGCAACUUCAUCCUCGUUGCGUAACCCUGGGCGCCAGCGCUCUUGCUGUACCACCAUGACCUACCGGAGUUGCGAUGCGGUGAAAGCUCCUUUUCUCAGCCAGAACACGCAGGCAUCCAGCUCCAAAGGCGGCCAUAAGAGUGAGUUGGGCUUCCGCAGAGAGACUUCAAUUAUGUUCCUGGUGUACCUGCAAAAUGCAGAUGGUUCUUGGAACCUGGACGGAGCUCUGGCUCAGGUCCUUGGUCUCAAUUUCGAGGACAUGCAGACUUCCUACCCUGAUGAGCAAGUGGACGGCUCAGACUGGGCAACAAUGCUGGCUGUGCUCUGGCUGCACGCGAACUGCAGGGACCUGAAAGAUGAGUGGCACCUUCUGGAAAGGAAGGCGGUGUCAUGGCUCCACGACCACGCAGGCCCCGGCGUACCCAUGCUUGUGAAGAAAGGCAAUGCUUUCCUGAAGUCCUCCGUGAACCCCCGGCUCUUCACCCGCUGAGGAGGAGGAGGAGGAGAAGAGGGGCUUCCCCUAGGCU